AUGACAUGCUUCAGAGCCAUCUUCUUGCUUCGCAACAAGGCCGGAGAUACCAUCUUCCACGUCGCAGCCCGCAUGGGCCAUCUUGACAUCAUCAAUGCGGCCUGGCAAAACUUCUGGCAGGUCAUAGACUGGGACAAAGUCCCUGACACGCCCGGCUCUGAAGUCUACGCCCCCAUUGACCACGAUCUACCCGAGUUCGAAACCGAUGUCGACCCUCUGUGGGUGCCUGACUACAUGGUGGCUACUGUUCUUCUUGCCAGGAAGAACGCUGCUGGGCACACGGCCGCCGAUGAGGCUACUAUUGCUGGCUAUACGGAUGUCGCGGAGUGGUUGAACCAAGUGCUGGACCGCGUUACUCUUGGCGGUAAAAGAGCUACAGAAGGAUGGCUAGAAUGGAGGAGCUAG
Colletotrichum aenigma is the source of this 405-nucleotide messenger RNA. RefSeq lists its product as uncharacterized. The transcript has a single exon. NCBI's taxonomy places the organism in Eukaryota, Fungi, Ascomycota, Sordariomycetes, Glomerellales, Glomerellaceae. Bases 1 to 405 code for a protein of 134 amino acids. The record is from RefSeq and is a predicted model, not a curated record.